Messenger RNA from Eriocheir sinensis (Chinese mitten crab), 2850 nucleotides. RefSeq names its product alkaline phosphatase-like. Bases 16 to 2442 code for a protein of 808 amino acids. Gene Ontology annotation, biological process: dephosphorylation. NCBI's taxonomy places the organism in Eukaryota, Metazoa, Arthropoda, Malacostraca, Decapoda, Varunidae. The record is from RefSeq and is a predicted model, not a curated record. Gene Ontology annotation, molecular function: alkaline phosphatase activity. The transcript has 11 exons.
UCAGUAGUGGUGGUGAUGAUGGCGUCGGUGGUGGUGGUGGUGAUGGUGGUGGUGGUGGUGAUUGGUGGUGGUGAUGUUGCAUGCAGCGAGUCAUCACCAACUCAACCAGAUAUUAAUGCAGAGUCGCAGUACUGGAACGGACUCAUGCAGGAGAAGAUAAGGAAGGCGAUCGGGCAAGAAGUGAACACGGGGAGGGCUAAGAAUAUUGUCCUCUUCGUGGGUGACGGUCUGCGUCUGCCAGUGUCCACGGCCGCCAGACUCUACAAAGGGCAACAGUACGGGCAGUCGACGGAACAGAGCUGCCUUCUAUGGGACAAGUUUCCUUACACGGGGCUAUUGAAGAACUAUGGGCCUAACACACGGACACCAGCCAGCACUGCAAACCUAGCCUCUGUAGUCACUGGGUUCAAGGUCCGCCCAGGCACGUUAGGGGUGGCCAAUGUGGAGCCCGGGGAUUGUGUUGCCUCGCUCAGACCCGAGAACCAGCUGGACACGAUUCUAGACUGGGUGCAACAGGCGGGCAUGGACACGGGCAUUGUCACCACACACGCGGUCACCAUUGGCACGUCCGCGGCCCUGUACGCCAAGUCUGCCCGGAGCGAGUGGGAAUGUAAUGACCAGACGGAGGAGGAGGCGAAGGCGAAGAGCGACUGUAAGGACACAGCCAGGCAGCUGAUAGAAGACGAGCCGGGAAGGAAUAUCAAGGUCGUUUUGGGAGGAGGAAGAAGACAACUUGGAGCAGAGGAAGAGGAGGAAGAGGGGGAGAGGAAGAACAAUGGCUGCAAGAGAGGAGAUGGGAGGAACCUGGUGGAGGAAUGGAAGAAGAAGAGAGAAGAGGAAAGAAAAGGAGGAGGAGGAGGAGGAGGAAGAGGAGGAGGAGGAGGAGGAGCAUAUGUUACUACAACCUCAGAACUUAUGGCAGUCAACAUCUCUAAUACAGAUUAUUUAAUGGGCCUGUUCGCUGGCGGGCGUCUUCCCCAACACCACGAGCGGGCGAGAGGGCCCCGCGGCACCCCCAGCCUGGCACUGAUGGCCGUCAAGGCGCUGGCACUGCUGAAGAAGAGCCAGAGGGGGUUCUUCCUGAUGGUUGAGGACAGGCAUAUCGGCGCGGCCCUCCGUCACUCCAACAUGUCUCGACACGCCCUGGAGGAGGUGCUGGAGCUGGAGAGGGCGGUGUUGGCGGUGGUUAAGCGGGUGGCGUUGAAGGAGACGCUGCUGGUGGUGUUGGGUGACCGUGGCAGCACCCAGAAUACCCACGAAUACUACUUAACUUUCCACGACCACACUGCUACUAUUAUGAACGAUGACGGCGACAGCACAGCGGACAUGGAUGAUGACUCUCGCGGCUGGGAUGACGCGGUGUAUGCGGCAGGUCCCAUGAGUCAGCUGGUCUCCGGUGUACACGAAAACACGUACAUGGCGCACAUCAUGGCCGUGUCUGCGUGUGUGGGGCCGUACGCACAUGCAUGCCCACGCCCACACGCACACGCACACACACCAGAAAGUACACACGAAAACGCACACGCAUCCGUAGGUACACACGCACACACAUCAGAAAGUACACACGAAAACGCACACGCAUCUGUAGGUACACACGCACACGCACACACACCAGAAAGUACACACGAAAACGCACGCGCAUCUGUAGGUACACACGCACACGCACACACACCAGAAAGUACACACGAAAACGCACACGCAUCUGUAGGUACACACGCACACACACCAGAAAGUACACACGAAAACGCACACACAGCCCAUUACACAACCGCACACGCACACACAUCAGAAGGUACACACGGAAACGCACACACAGCCCAUGACACAAACGCACACGGCCAAGGUGCACACACGAACACGCACACAGGUACCGGAGACGCACAGACACACGCACACAACCACACAGGUACACAUGAGGAAAGUACACACACAAACGAACACAAACAACACCAGACUCACACAGCCACGCACACAGACGCACACGCACACGCAAACACACACACACACACACAAACGCACCCAUAUUUUGACUGCCCUGAGCCCGAGCUACUGGGAAAAGAAUGGUGGGAGGAGGAGGAGGAGGAGGAGGCGAAGGAGGAAGAUGGGAAGGUUAAAGUAGAAAUGAUGGAUGGUGAGGAGGAGGAGGAAGGGAAGAAGAAGGAAGGAAAGAUGAAGGAGGAGGAGGAGGAGGUGGAGGAGGUAAAAGUAGAAGAGAAAGAAGGAAAUGAAAUGGAGAAGGACGAAGAAAAGAAGAAGGAGGAGGAGGUGGAGGAGAAGAAAAAGAAGAUAUUGGAGGAAGGAAGAAGACGCUAUUUAGAACUACUGAAGAGGAAAGUCUCCUCCUCCUCCUCCUCCUCCUCCUCCUCCUCUACCCACCCACUCCUCCUCUUCCUUCUCAUCUCCCUUCUCUCUUCUCUCCCUCACCUUCCCAUUCCCAAGUAAAUUCUUUCUAACUACUACUACUACUACUACUACUACUACUACUACUACUACUACUACUACUACUACUACUACUACAACUACUACUACUACAACUACUACAACUACUACUACUACUACUACUACUACUACUACUACUACUACUACUACUACUACUACUACUACUACUACUACAACAACUACUACUACUACUACUACUACUACUACUACUACUACUACUACUACUACUACUACUACUACUACUACUUCUACUGCUAACAAUAAUAUUAACAUAAUGAACAUGAAGAUGAAGAAGAUAAAAAAGUAGAAGAAAAAGUUGAUGUUGAAAAGUUGAAAUGUUACUACUACUACUACUACUACUACUACUACUAAUAAUAAUAAUAAUAAUAAUAAUAAUAAUAAUAAUAAUAA